AUGGCUGCGACAGCAUCCAAGCAUGUACAACUAGCGCUGGCGCUGCCGGCGCGGCUGCGCACCUUCCUCGCGCGGUAUCCUCCGCCCUCGAUCCUCCCCGCGGGCGCCGACCCCGAGACGUACAAGACGGCCUACCAAGAAGAGACGCCGAAUCCGUUCCUGCCCACGAAGCACCCCGUCACGGGCAGGUGGCACAAUCCGAAAUACUCGCUGCGGCGCCAGGCCGAGCUGGUCAAGCUGGCGCGCGAGCACGGCGUCGAGGAGCUGCUGCCCUACACCCCCAAGGGCACCGAGGCCAGGUUACGGAAGCGCGUCGAGCUGGGUCUGCGCGUCAAGGGUACCGGCGUGGGCCAGAAGGUCAAGGGCCACAAGCACGAGAGGCAGCUGGAAGCCAAGUACGUCUGGGAUGGAGAAGAGGAGAGAGGCUAUGUUGGCGAUGCCGGAGCUCAUCAAGGAAUGGAAGAAGGGGUAACACCACCCCCUGCCCUACAGAUCACAAUGGCCCCAACUUACUACGAAAUCCUCAACCUCUCCCCCUCCACACUCUCCUCCGCCCCGGACCCCGCCACCGCAACCGCCAUCGUCAAGCGCGCCUACCGCCUCGCCCUGCUCCGCCACCACCCCGACAAGGCCAAACAACAACAACAACACCAUCACCACCACCACCACCUUCCUUCCUCCCCCUACCACCCCCAACCUGGCCUCGUCGCCAAACCCACAAAAGAAGGGACCUUCACAAUCGACCAGAUCGCCGCGGCCUACGCGACGCUCUCCGGCGCGGCGCAGCGCGCCGCCUACGACCGCUCGCUGGCCGCAUCCACAUCCACAGGAGGGAGGAGUGGGGAUGGCGACGGCGCGUGGUCGGCGGGGUUCCAGACGGGCAUCGAGGACGUGGACCUGGACGAUCUCGCGUGCGAGGACGGCGCCGGAGAGAGGUAUGGGGAUGAGGAUCGGGAUGGGAAGAGGAGCGGGCAGGAGGAUGGCAGCGGGCGCGGGGGUGGCGCGGCAGCGACGGCAACGAUGACGAUGACGAGGUGGUACCGCUCGUGCCGGUGCGGCAAUCCGCGCGGGUACCACUUCACCGAGGCCGACCUGGAGGAGGCGGCGGACCUGGGCGAGCUGAUGGUGGGAUGCGCGGACUGCAGUCUGUGGUUGCGGGUCCACUUCGCUGUUCUUGAAGAUGAUGAUGAGGGAAACCACGACAGCGAUGGAGAUAAUCAUGGGCAGGAGGAGGAAGAUGGGGUUGGUAGGGAUGGUUGGAGUGCUACCUCAGCAGACGAUGGUAACAAUGAGAGGUGACAGCUGUGUGAG
This is a messenger RNA of Thermothielavioides terrestris NRRL 8126, 1311 nucleotides long. RefSeq lists its product as uncharacterized. The record is from RefSeq and is a predicted model, not a curated record. Gene Ontology annotation, cellular component: mitochondrial large ribosomal subunit. Gene Ontology annotation, molecular function: structural constituent of ribosome. The transcript is spliced from 3 exons. Lineage: Eukaryota; Fungi; Ascomycota; Sordariomycetes; Sordariales; Chaetomiaceae. The coding region runs from base 1 to 1299 and encodes 432 amino acids.